UAUUGAAAUAAUGAGAAAAUAGUACUAAAACGUCAAAUUGAAAAAAAAUCGCUAUGAUAUUAAAUAUAAGUGACGUGUGUGCAUUUGCAAAUGCAACUCCAUCAACCAGAAAUUUUCUGGAAGGUGAAAAAUUAUUACAUGCGGGACAUCUUCUGUUUUGCGGGAAGGAAGCAAAGGAAGACAAUUUAAUUAAUUUAAUUGCAUUUUGCAUUCAAUCAUCGAAAAUAAAAGAUGCACCACAUGAAAUAAAACAAUUAAGAAUACUGAUGAGCUGGACUCCGUUUCCUGUACCGACAAAAAAUGCUUGUGGGACAAUCCUCGAACGGCCUGCUUGGAACAAUACGAACCAGCACCACUAGAAACCCGCGA
Leptopilina boulardi is the source of this 369-nucleotide messenger RNA. RefSeq lists its product as uncharacterized. The transcript is spliced from 2 exons. The record is from RefSeq and is a predicted model, not a curated record. The coding region runs from base 54 to 359 and encodes 101 amino acids. Lineage: Eukaryota; Metazoa; Arthropoda; Insecta; Hymenoptera; Figitidae.